AUGGCUACCUUCAUGAGCCUUCCCGCCGAACUCAGAAUCCUCAUCUGGCAAUACAGCAUGCCGGACCCCAGACGUCCUGUACUAUCCUGGAGCGGAACACAUUUCGCAUUCAACACCACGCCACCCAACCUCGUCCACGUCUGCCAUGAAUCCAGAGAAGAAGCAGCGAAACAGUACGAGCUUACGUUUGCUACACCUGGAAAUAACAAUCCUCAUAUCUGGUUUGAUUUUACGAGGGAUUUUCUGUACGUUACGGAUGAAGCCUUGGCGCGGCUCCCCGGGGAGGUCGUGCGGAGGAUUCAGAAUUUACGACAUUUUCGAUAUACUGGCAAGAUGGCGCUGAAAUGCUCUUCGUAA
Lecanosticta acicola is the source of this 357-nucleotide messenger RNA. Lineage: Eukaryota; Fungi; Ascomycota; Dothideomycetes; Mycosphaerellales; Mycosphaerellaceae. The record is from the annotation of a GenBank genome assembly.